AUGGCUACAGGGAACCUGAGCCUUUUACUGCUUCCACUUCUGCUGGCCCAGGUGGGCUGCAGCGACCCCCAGGAUAUUGGGGCCCCAUCCCUAGCUUUCGUGUUUGACGUCACCGGCUCUAUGUACGAUGACCUCAGACAGGUGAUUGAAGGCGCCAACCGCAUCUUAGAGCGCACCUUGACCCGAAGGACAAAAGCCAUCAGCAGCUAUGUUCUGGUCCCCUUCCAUGAUCCAGAGAUAGGACCCGUCACCAUCACCACAGACCCAGAAAAAUUCAAAAGUGAACUGGAAGAGCUCUACGUCCAGGGUGGGGGUGACUGCCCGGAGAUGAGUGUGGGUGCCAUCAAGAUAGCAUUAGAAGUUUCCCACCCUGGAUCCUUCAUUUACGUUUUUACGGAUGCCCGUGCUAAAGAUUUUAGGAAGAAACAGGAAGUUCUACAGCUGUUGCAGCUCAAGCAGUCUCAGGUUGUCUUUGUGCUUACAGGAGACUGCGGUGACAGGGCUCACCAGGGUUACCGCGUAUAUGAAGAGAUCGCAGCCACCAGUUCAGGUCAGAUAUUUCACCUGGACAAGCAGCAGGUUAACGAGGUGCUCAAGUGGGUUGAGGAAGCUAUUCAGGCCUCGAAGGUCCACCUGCUGUCAACUGAUCAUGAGUCUGGAGGUGAAAGACAAUGGCAGAUUCCAUUCGAUCCAAGCCUUAAAGAGGUUACCAUAUCUCUGAGUGGACCGGAACCUCGCAUCCAAGUCACUGAUCCUGCAGGGAAAGUGUUGUCUGUGGGCCAGGGCCUGGAGGAGCUGCUCAGUAUCCCCAAUUCGGCUCUCGUUUUAGGACUUAAGCCAACUAUGCCUGGAAUAUGGGUCAUCAAGAUUGGCAGCAUUGGACGUCAUACUGUCAGAGUCACCGGGGUAAGCACACUGGAUUUCCGUGCUGCUUUUUCCACAACAGCCAUAACUGACCCUGCACGCGUCAUUGAGCGGCCCAUUCAAGGUAUUCCCAUCUCUGCCUUAAUAAACUGCACUGGUCUCUCUCCGCCCGGGUUAGUGAACAGCCUGGACCUCCUCCGCAUCUCUGGAGAUUCAUACUUCUCUUUGCCGGCUCAGCGCUUACCACAUAAGCGUAGUAAAAAGCUUUGGACAGUUCCUUUGUUUCAAGCACCCCGUGGAAGCUUUUUUUUGAAAGUUAAUGGCACCGACCCUAACGGCCAUCAGUUUCAGAGACUCUCCAAUGUGGCAUAUACAAGCAUAAUACCAGAUGUCCCAUCUGUGUCCAUGCUACCACAUACUCAAGGCUUUCACCAGCAUCCCCUGACAGUAACCUGCUCGAUUCAAAGUGACAUCCCCUUUAGGGUUCGCUUUUCCAAAAAUGGAGAGAGACUAGGAAGUGAACUAUUCUUUACGGAACCUACCAAUGCCACCUACGAAAUCCCAUCUGUUUCUGCCCGCCAUGAAGGUCUUUAUCAGUGCACAGCCAUUAGUAAUGCUGGAGCAGGUUUUGGCCAAACCCAAGUGUCUGUUGCAGAUCCUCCUCCCACAAUCUCACUCCACCAUAAUGUCACGGUUUCACUUGGCGAAGUGGCAGUCCUGUCCUGCCACGUGCUAGGAGAUGUCCGCUACAACCUUACCUGGCAGCACGAUGGCAAGGCGCUGAAAGAGGGUCGGCUGUGGAUCCUGCCUAACUCAUCACUGCAGAUUCACAAUGUUCAGCCUGGAGAUGCCGGGAGGUACCUGUGUACUGCUAGGAACAGUCAUGGCACCACAACAGCCAGUGUCUGGCUUUCAGUACAGAAGCCUCCACAUAUACAGAUUGAGUCCAAUUCCAGGCAACUGUCUCACGGAGGGGAGGUGAGGAUACAGUGUGAUGUAUCAGGGUACCCCAAACCUCAGAUUACCUGGAAGCAUGGCAAUACCUUCCUCACCAAUGACAGCAAACACACAAUCAUUGAUGGUAACAUCCUGCUGAUUAGAGAUGCAAGCCAGGAGGAUUCUGGGAAUUACAGCUGUGUGGCUUCCAAUGGUUUAGGGACAGAUGAGCAGUCAGUAACUCUAAUAUAUACUGAACGUCCUAAAGCCACUGCUGUAAAGCCUUCACUGCAAGUGCCCGUAGGAGAGGACGCCGUUUUAAAAUGUAGCACAGAGGGGCUCCCUAAGCCGCUGGUCAUAUGGUACAAAGGUGACAAGGAAGUAACAGGACUUAUUAGCGGCUCCCAUGGUGGGACUCUGACAUUACAGGAAGUGGCAGAAGAGGAUGCUGGGGAAUACACUUGUUUGGCCUCUAAUGAAGCAGGAUCAUCAUCUGAUAUCAUCCAAGUAGAAGUUGGCAUUCCUCCUCAGUUUGUAGACUUUCCAUCGGACGUAGAAGUGGAUGUUGGAGAAAGUGUAAAGCUCAUCUGCAGUGCUGAAGGCAGCCCCAUGCCGACAGUGUCCUGGUCUCGCCAAGAUGAGGGUCCAGUGGUCCCAUCUGGAACUACAGAGAUCAUAGAUGGCCUUGGGUCAAACACCGUCCACAUGAGAAUUGCAAAGCCAGAGGACACGGGAGUGUAUGUGUGUGAGGCCCGGAAUCCAUUUGGCUGGGUACAAGCCGAAAUCCUCCUAACAGUUACAGGAAUUGUGGCUCCGCAAGUGGGUGAGGCACCAUCGGAAAUAGAUGUCCUUGAAGGAAAUUCUGUGUCACUACCCUGUCCAGUCAUAGCAGGAAACCCCCUGCCAGUACAGCGCUGGGUGAAAGACUCAGGACCACUGCAGUUUAUUUGGCGUCAUUCCAUUGAUGGAGCAGGUGGGCUGCACAUAGAACCAGCCAUGAGAGAGGAUGCUGGGGAGUAUGUGUGUGAGCUGUCCAAUGCUGCUGGAUCUACAAAUCAAAGCAUUCUUCUCAAUGUCCAUGUGAUUCCCUCAAUUGCACUCGGACCUACAGAAUACACCACGCGAGACGGGAGGCCUGUAACAUUACUGUGUAAUGCCAAAGGAUACCCUCAACCUACUGUGACCUGGGCAAAGGGAGAAGAAAUGCUAAUGGUUGAUGGCAGCCAUUAUCAGCUAAACAAAGAUGGCAGCCUUCUGAUUGCACUGCCCUCCAGUGUUGACUCUGGGUAUUACACCUGUACUGCAGCAAACAAGGUGGGAACCACAAGCAAAGUGUCCCAUCUCUUAGUACAUACAAAGCCCAAAAUAAGUGUGAAUGGGUCACAUGACUCAAGCACCCCAAUACCAGUGGUGGCUGCGCUGGGGGCGGAGAUUACAUUGCAAUGUGAUGUCCAAGGGGUGCCUCUGCCCACCGUCUCCUGGAGGAAGGACUCUUUGCCACUGCCCAUUGUCUCUGCCAGACAUCACUUGCUCCCCUCCUGGUCUCUGAAGCUGUCUGAAGUGAGGGUAAUGGACAGCGGAUAUUAUACCUGCAUGGCCUCCAACCUGGCUGGCAACACAUCACUUACAUACAGCCUGGAGGUACAAGUUCCUCCACGUGUUCACCCGGGACCAAAAGUCUUAAAGACCCUUCUAGGACGCUCAGUGGUUCUGCCCUGUGUAGCUCAUGGAGACCCAACACCAGGUCUUAGUUGGUAUAAAGAUGGUGUGGCCUUGAGGGUGGGAGACCAGGAUUCUUUGCAAGGGCCCGAUGGCAGUAUCAGUGUCAUGGAGGUCCAACUCUCUGAUUCCGGGAAUUACCGAUGUGUCGCUGCUAGCAGUGCUGGAGAAGAUUCACUGGAAUUUAGGCUGGAGGUGCUUGAGCCACCAAACUUCAAAGACAACUCUGAUGUUCUCUUGGAACAGACGGCCUAUGAGCCUGUUACCCUGGCAUGCCCUGUGCAAGGUACUCCCACUCCACUGGUGCGUUGGAUAAAAAAUGGCAUAGUUCUUACCGGUAACUUAGCAGGAAUGACCCAGCUAGGCAAUGGCUCCUUAUUGAUUGAAUCACCAUUGCCAAAUCAUACUGGAGACUACAUAUGCUUGGCUACUAAUGAAGCUGGCUCAGCAAGGAGGAAGACUAAGCUGGUGGUAUAUGCACCACCGAGGAUACUCGAGAAUGGACAGGCGCAGAAUAUCUCGCUGAUGGCCAAUCAGCCUUUGAGCCUUGGCUGUGAAGUAAAUGGAGUGCCCUUCCCGGUAGUCACUUGGUUCAAAGAUAACAAAAUAUUGACUGAAGCACCAGGGAUCAGCUUUCAGUCUGCUGGUCAGUCUAUCCGUUUUCACCGGAUACGCAAAGAUGAUUCAGGGUCAUAUACGUGCAGAGCGGUGAACCGUGCUGGAGAAGCCCACCGUACCUACAAUAUCCUAGUAUUUGUGCCCCCAACAAUAUACGGGGCCGGGUCUGUCCAAGAUUUGACGGCACGAGAGGGGACAGAAGUGGUGCUACAGUGCAGAGUGUCUGGGCUGCCCAAACCUCAGGUGGAAUGGACCAAAGAUGGACAGCCUCUGACACCUGGGGAUUCGAGCGUUCAGCUCGUAGAAGAUGGACAGGUACUCCGGCUGAACAGGACAAAGCUCUCACACCAGGGUAGAUACCAAUGCCUAGCGUUUAACCACGCUGGGCAACAAGUCAAAGACUUCAACCUGAAGAUACUCACACCGCCCACUGUCUGGUCGUCCAAUGAGACAACAACGGUGGCCUCUCUGCUGCAUGGCUCAGUGGAACUUAGAUGUGAUGCCAAGGGGUCACCGCCUCCCAGUAUUACAUGGUUUAAGGAUAAACGGCCUAUCGUGUCCAGCUCCAGAGCCUCCUACAGGGACAGUGGAAGGAGCUUGCAGUUGAGCCGGGUGCAGCUCUCUGAUGCUGGCACAUAUACCUGCAGAGCCACGAACCAUGCCGGCACUGUUGAAAAAACGUACCUGCUGGAGAUUUAUGUUUCUCCAGGCAUUGAAGGUGCUGGAGGAAACCCGUUGACCAUUAAAGCCAUUGUAGGUCAUCCUCUUGACCUAGAGUGCUCUGCGACUGGUCAUCCUCCACCGGUUCUCUCCUGGCUUAAAGAUGGGCUCCUGGUAUCAGAGAGAGAUGGGCUGCAGAUAAAGGAUAGUGGCCGGACCCUGCACAUUGCUGCUGUGGCUGAGAGCACCCAGGGUGUCUUUACUUGCGUUGCAAUCAGCUUGGCUGGGGAGACCACCCUGAAGUACUCUGUGGAGGUUCUUGUUCCCCCCAAAGUGCAGAUUGGUGAUGGCACUGAACACAUGACAGUGAUAGUAAAUGACCCGCUGGAUAUUUCCUGCCAUGUAACUGGACACCCAACUCCUAGAGUAUGGUGGCUAAGAAAUGGUCACCCGGUCAGUGAUCAGGAUGGUCUGGAGAUAUUAGAUGGAGGAAGGACUUUAGCCAUAGGUCUCAUACAGUCAGGACAUGCCGGGAGGUACACAUGUAAAGCUGAAGGGGAUGCUGGCUCUGCAGAGGCUACAGUAAAUGUGUUGGUGCAAGAACUGCCUGUGGUCAGCAUUGCGGGCGGCGGAAGCAUGACUGCAAAGUUACAGGAGCCGAUAACCCUGGAAUGUGAUGUCUCUGGAUCACCAUCACCCUCCGUCAGCUGGUGGAAGGAUGGGUUCCAGUUAUCAACCAAUCAGCUUACACUGCAGAUUGAGGCAAUUUCCAUUGAUGAUGAAGGCGUUUACACUUGCGUGGCUGCCAACUCUGCCGGAGAGGGAAGACAAGAUGUUGUGCUGAAUGUGCUUGUACCUCCUAAUAUUGAGCCAACUGAUGUGAACCAUACUGUGGUGGAAAAUCUCCCAGCAUCCUUAGAGUGUCUGGCAUCAGGAAGCCCUCUGCCUGUGGUGUCGUGGUACAGAGAUGAUCAGCUGCUGUCCGCAACGCCUGGCAUCACAUUUCUAAAUCAUGGCAGGAUCCUACAAAUUGAUAGAGUCAGCACCUCUGAUGCCGGAGAGUAUGUCUGUGUUGCAUCUAAUACAGCUGGCAACAUUGAUCUUCACUUCACUCUGGAGGUUCAUGUACCGCCCAGAAUUGUAUCAAUGACAGAACUUGCCACGUUCCUGGUGAAUGAACAAGUUUGGUUGGAGUGCAAUGCCACGGGGGUGCCUGAACCGACACUUAUGUGGUUGAAGGACAAAGUUCCUGUUUCUACGGCCUCCGCUGGCCUCCGGAUUUUGGAGCAGGGGAGAAUCCUCUCCUUGUCUGCAGCCCAUGUAUUGGAUUCUGGAAUCUACACUUGUGUUGCUGUUAAUUCUGCAGGGGAGGACAGUCAUGAUACGGAGCUGCAGGUCUACCUGCCCCCGAGCAUUAUGGGGGAAGAGUUCAAUUCAUCAGUCACCGUGCAUCAGCCAGUCACCUUGGAGUGUCAGAGCAAUGCCUUCCCACCGCCUACAAUCACCUGGCUAAAAGAUGGACGUCCGCUUCCUAAAAGGGCCGGGAUCCGGGUGACAGAGAAUGGCCGCUACCUUCAGAUUGACCAGGCUCAGCUGCGAGACACUGGACGAUACACCUGUGAGGCCUCCAAUGAUGCCGGACGUUCUGAGAAGCAUUAUAAUGUCGUCAUCUGGGUCCCUCCUAGUUUCCCAGGAUCCUCUGAACCUCCCCUGCCAGUCAUCGAAGGGCAGCCAAUUAGCUUUUCUUGUGAAUGUCAGGGCUCUCCACCUCCUCUUCUUACCUGGAUGAAGAAUGGGUCUCCUCUGGAGGGUGAGGAUGUGGCUCUGGUGUCAGCCGGAGGAAGGUUACUACAAAUCAAUAAGGUCCGGGUAUUGGAUGAAGGAAAUUACACCUGUGUGUGCAGCAAUGAGGCUGGCAGCACACAGAGGGACUACUGGCUGGAGGUCUAUGGAGACAGCGCCGUGACUUUGGAAUGUGUGGUCAGUGGCAAGCCUGCUCCCUCGGUGACCUGGCUGAAGGAUGGUUUUCCAUUAGGUGGCGGAAAUGACCUGAUAUUGAAGAACAAGGGGCAACAUCUGAUCAUUUCCCAGGCUCUGCCAUCACACUCUGGCCGAUACGUCUGUGUGGCAGUAAAUGCCGCGGGGCAAACAGAUAUUAAAUAUGAUCUCGUGGUGCAGGUGCCGCCAGAAAUUGCAGGUCCACAGGCCGAGCCACGCAAUGUGUCAGUAGCUUUACAUGGUAGCUUCACUCUGAUCUGUGAGUCUUCCGGAAUACCUCCUCCGACCAACACAUGGUACAGAAACAACAUCCCACUUGCGUCACAGGGGAAUAUCCACGUUCAAUCAGGUGGACGUGUCCUUAAAGUGGUACAUGCAGACAUUGUGGAUGGCGGUGUUUAUGCUUGUUUGGUCACAAAUGCUGCAGGCGAAGCCAGAAAGGAAUUUGCUGUGGACAUCUUGCUUCCUCCCACCAUAGAGGAUGAUGAGAAUGAUAGAGAUUACCAAGUGGCAGAGGGGAAACCUAUUGUUCUUCGCUGCAGAGCUACAGGUCACCCAGCUCCCCAUAUCACCUGGCUGCGAGAUUCCCGGCCAGUACAAAGUGGAGAUGGCAUUCAGAUAUCAAACGAUGGCACAGAACUACACAUUCAAACUGCCAGUGUCUUCUCUGCUGGACAUUACACAUGCCUGGCCACUAAUUCCGUUGCUGAAAGGAGCAAACACUUUGUGUUGACAGUGCUAGUGAGUCCCACCAUUUCUGGCAAUCUUGACGAUGGCACCAGUGAAGACGUUAUAGUCGUUGUUAACAACCCUCUGUCGCUUGUCUGCGAGGCCCUUGGAUUUCCCACUCCCACUGUUACCUGGUUAAAAAAUGGAGAACCUUUUAAAGAUUCAGCCAAUGUGAAGACCAUUCCAGGAGGUCAUGGGCUACAAAUCCUCAAUGCCAGACAAGAAGAUGCUGGACAAUACACCUGUAUAGUGACCAAUGAAAUAGGAGAAGCCAUUAGGAAUUACGAAGUCAAAGUGUUUAUUCCCCCGCAGAUCACAAAGGAUGUCUCUGGAGAUAAUAUCGGUGUGACAGAAGUGAAGACCAGAGUCAACAGCAGCCUAACCCUCCAAUGCGAAUCUUGGGCGGUGCCAAAGCCAAGUCUUCACUGGUAUAAGGAUGGACAGCUUCUAGAAAGUUCUGGCUCAAUGCAGAUCAUUGGAGAUGGGCACGUACUGCAGAUCCAGCCUAUCCGAGUGACCGACUCAGGGCGCUAUACCUGCGUGGCCACUAAUGUUGCUGGCGAGGAUGAAAGAGAAUUCCAUGUGAAUGUUCAAGUCCCCCCGAUAUUCCACAAGCCGGGGAGCCCCAGUGCUGCUUUAGAGUUGAUGUAUCGAGAAGAUGAAGAAGACGAGGUGACCGAACACAGGGAGGUUGUUGCCUCGAAUCCAAUCUCCUUAUACUGUGACACCAAUGCUAUCCCGCCACCCACCCUGACCUGGUACAAGGAUGGACAGCCCAUCACCCCUUCUGAUGGAUUUCUGGUGCUCCUGGAGGGUCGUGUCUUACAGAUACCCAUGUCCCGGGUAGAGCAUGCUGGGAAAUACACUUGUGAGGCAUCUAAUGAAGCAGGAGAGGACAGACUACAUUACGACCUGGUUGUUCUCACUCCUCCUGUCAUUCUUGGAGAAGUGGAUGGAUUAAUACAAGAGGUGUCUGUUAUAUACAAUGAAACUGCAGAACUUGUGUGUGAGGCAACAGGUUUUCCUCCACCAACAGUCACCUGGCUGAGAAACGGGCUGAUUCUGUCUACCGGUGACCAGUACGAGAUCCUAGAUGAGGGGAAACGACUGCAGAUUCACUCAGUUGAGGUCUCUGAUAUAGACAGCUAUGUAUGCGUUGCAGAGAAUCCAGCUGGCUUUACGGAGAGACUCUUCACUUUAAUGGUUCAUGUUCUACCCAGAAUAUUUGGUGCAAAGAGUGAGAACGUCAGCGCUAUCCUCCACACCUCCAUCUCCAUUGUGUGCGAUGUUCAGUCUCACCCCACCCCUGAGAUAACCUGGUACAAAGAUGGACAAGUCCUGCAUCCCGGAAGAGGAUACCUUAUCAUGCCAGGUGGGCAAGUGCUACAGAUUGCUCGAGUUCAGCUCUCCAACCAAGGAAUAUAUAUGUGCAGAGCUCAGAAUCCAGCUGGAGCAGAUGACAAGCACAUUCAUCUCACCGUCCAUGCUCCACCCAGUAUCAGAGAACCACCCAAUGGAGCCAAAGAAACAGUUCUCCGUGUUGGCAGAACCCUUACAUUGCUGUGCGAGUCUGAGGCUCUCUCCCAGCCGGCUGUCACUUGGUAUAAGAAUGGGCAAGUGCUCCCAAGUGGUGGCAAUGUGUUUACCUUCAACAGUGGCCAGAGACUGGAAAUACAGAAUGUCCAGGCAUCAGAUAAAGGUGUCUACACCUGCAGGAUGAGCAAUGUAGCCGGUGAGGCUGAGCUGACCUACACAGUGAUCAUUCAGGUGCCUGCUUCUAUCAUUCACCCACAGAAUGAGACCAUGCAGCUUACUGUUGGAAAUUCCAUAGUCUUAUCAUGUGAAGCAGAAGGCUCUCCCCCACCCAAGAUCACAUGGCUGAAGGAUGGGCAACCAUUGGAGCAUGUUGGAGAUUGGGGAGUGAUCAUCAGAGGCAGUCGACUGCAGAUUGGCAGAGUACAGCCCUCACAUGCGGGCCACUACAGCUGUGUAGUGCAGAACCACUUAUCUCAGGCUCACAAGGACUUCCUGCUGUUGAUACAAGUGGCUCCGAGAAUCAUUGGAUCUGAAAUGCCAAGUGAGCGAAGCAUUCACGUGAAACAGGAGGUGACAUUAGAAUGUAAAGCAGAGGGAACACCCUCACCCCAGAUUGUGUGGCUGAAGGAUGGAAGACCCCUGGAUCUUGUCUCAGCUCCACACAUGCGGCUGUCCCAAGAUGGAAGCUCUGUGCAUCUUACAUCAGUGCAACCUUCCGACUCUGGCCGCUACACAUGCCUGGCUCGUAAUAUCGCUGGUGAAGACACUAAGGUUUAUGUACUGAACAUUCUUGCUCCCCCAGUUUUUGAAUCGGGCUCCAAUGUUUCUGAGACCCUCAGCAGUGUCCCAGGGUCACAGGUUACAUUGGAAUGCCAUGCCAGUGGCUCCUUGCCAAUGCAGCUGGUGUGGAUGAAGGAUGGGAACCAGCUUUCCACAUCCCGAUUCCUCAGGAUCUCCUCUGGAGGGCGAAUCCUACGGAUAUCUCAUGUACAAGUAACAGAUGCCGGCGUUUACACCUGUGUAGCAUCGAGUCCUGCUGGAAGUGCAGAGAAAAGUUUCACCCUGCUGGUUGAGACUUUACCCGUGGAAAAUUCUGAGAGCACAGAGGAAGUGACCGCCAUCAAAGGCUCCUCGGUGACAUUCACCUGUGAAGCUCAUGGGUCUCCACUGCCCUCGCUUUCCUGGGAGAAAGAUGGUGAACCUCUCAACUUACAGAGUAACCUUCUGCACAAUGGUCUGGGGACCCGGCUAUAUCUUGAGUCUGUUCACGUUGGAGAUUCCGGUCUUUACUCUUGCAUCGCUCACAAUGCUGCCAGGAGAGUCAGCAAACACUUCCGCCUGAUUGUUUUAGAACCACCAAGAAUUGAGGGACCUGCCAUCUCCACUGAGGUCUCAGUUGCUGUGGAUGAGUUGCUGGAGUUGGUGUGCAAUGCAGCAGGUAUACCUCCCCCUCAAGUCACAUGGGAGAAGGAUGGACAACCUUUAUCAAGUCCGGAUAUACUUACAAGGAAUGGCACUGUUCUCAGGAUAGAAAGGUUGAAGGCUGAAGAUGCGGGAAUCUACGUGUGUCUGGCAAGCAGUCCAGCGGGAAGAGACUCCAGGGCCACCUGGGUGCGGAUGAAAGUUCCUCCCAGUGUGAUUGGAUCUAGUGAACCUCGUUCAGUAUCUGUCUCCAUUGGAGGACAGAUGGUUCUAGAAUGCAGAGUGGAAGGAGAUCCAGCUCCAACUAUUCAGUGGUUCAGAGAAGAAACACACCUCCAGACGGACAGGAGAAUCCAAGUUUUGUCCAAAGGCCGAUACAUGCAGAUCCACAGCCUGCAGGCAUCAGAUAGUGGGGAAUACACCUGCAUAGCCACCAAUCCAAUUGGCCAAACCAGCCUGACAUUUAUUGUAGAGAUACAAAUUGCACCUUCAAUUAUGCCUGGACCAUCAGUAGUCAGUGCACCUGUUAAUGAAACUGCGGUUUUGCCUUGUUGGGCGGAAGGACUUCCAAAACCGACCACAACAUGGAGAAAAGAUGGCACUCAGCUCUCCGUGGAAAUGUCCAGGCUAGAGUUCCUCGACGAUGGAUCACUACGCAUCCCACAAGUGCUCCUGCAGGACUCUGGGUACUACCUCUGUACAGUCACAAACUCAGCAGGAAUGGCUCGACGUGGCGUGGAGCUAAGGGCUUUUGUUAACGGUGGCUUCUCAGAGUGGCAGGACUGGGGUCCGUGUACCAGAACAUGUGGCCAGGGAGUGCAGGAGAGGAUCCGGUUAUGUAAUAACCCCCCUCCUGCAAACGGGGGAAGACCAUGCAUGGGCAGGGACGUGGAUGUGAGGGCAUGCAGCUUAUUACCCUGCCCAGUGGAUGGAGGAUGGACAGGCUGGAGCAGCUGGUCACAGUGUUCAGCAACCUGUGGUGAAGGGAGCCGCCAACGCACUCGUUCCUGUUUCUCUCCUCCUCCACAAAAUGGCGGCAGAGCCUGUGUUGGGAAGGAUACAGAGACAGAGUUGUGUCAGCUACCUCAGUGUCGAGCUGUUGCCACCCGUGUACGUGCCAGCCUGAUUGGCAUUAUCAAUGAUCAGGAUUUUGGACUGUCUUCACUCAGUGCCAAUAUGACGGAAAACAGCCAUUCCGGAACGACCAUGAUCACCAGCACCAUUGAAAACAUCCCCCCUUCUAUAGGUCCAUUGAUGAGAGUGCUGGUGUCUAUGAUUGCCCCCCUUUACUGGUCUGGAGCGUUCCCCCACGAUGGCACUGCCAAUGGUUUCUCCCUGACUAAAGGUGUCUUCCGCAAGGAGUCUCAGGUGGAGUUUGCAACAGGUGAGCAUCUGCGUAUCACACAUAUCGCUCGAGGUCUGGAUGCUGACGGUACCCUUUGGUUUGACAUUGUGAUUAAUGGAUUUGUACCAGACACAUUGGCGUCUUCUGAUGUUGUUGUCCAGGAGUUCAGUGAGACGUACGUACAGACUGGAGGCGGACAGAUUAAUGCUUGGUCCUCACCAACUUUCACCAAUGGUGCAACCUACCUAACACUGCGCUGUAACCACACAGUGGAGUACAACCCUACGCUGGGGCGUCAACCCAAACCCGCCCAACGAGUGCACAUUAGUGCCAUCCGAUCGUCAUACAUUCCUGAAUCAGAGGAGCUUCACUUCCAGCUGAUGGCCUCUCUCCAAGCAGGCUUGAAUGGAGGAGCGUGUCCCCAGGGCUUCAUGCAGUCUGCAGACUACUGUGCAGAUGUGGACGAGUGUGAGAUCCGCAGACCGUGUUCCCACGUAUGUCACAAUGUCUUGGGCAGUUAUUCCUGUUCCUGCCCAGCAGGGUAUGGCUUGGCAAUGGAUAACCGCAACUGCAGAGACCUAGAUGAAUGUAAAAUGGGCACCCACCAGUGUCCAUCAGGACAAGAAUGUAUCAACAUGCCUGGAACAUACCGAUGCCUUCUGCGUUGCGGACCCGGCUUCCGACCCACCGCCGAGGGAACAGCCUGCGAGGAUAUUGACGAGUGUCAGGACGGCUCCCACAUGUGUCGUUAUAACCAGCUGUGUGAGAACACAGUGGGCGGGUACCGUUGUACAUGCCCGCGGGGAUACCGGUCUCAAGGUGUUGGGAGACCAUGCUUGGAUAUUAAUGAGUGCCAACAGGUGCCUAGACCAUGUGCCUAUCAGUGCCAGAAUCUGGCUGGCAGUUACAAAUGCCUGUGUCCACCUGGGAAGCAACUUUUGGGAGAUGGGCGCUCAUGUGCAGGACUGGAGAGACUCGGGAGUAAUUCAACCUUUGGCACCACCAGCGCCCAGUUCCAGCCGCCACUUACUAAUGGCCGCAUUCAUGGAAACAACGUGUACACUUGGCUGUCCUUCAGUCAAAAUGGCAACAUGAUUGGUCAAAACAGUCCUGGCCGCUGUCAUCCAGGCUUUGUGCGUAGACAUGGGGUGUGCACAGACAUAGAUGAGUGCCAACAGCGCAGCCCCUGCCAACAUGAAUGCAGGAACACAGAGGGCAGCUUUCAGUGUCUUUGUCCAGCAGGCUACCGGCUGCUCCCCAACAACAGAAACUGCCAAGAUAUAGAUGAAUGUGCAGAGCAGAGAAUUUCCUGCGGACCCAGCCAGAUGUGUUUCAACACCAGAGGAGGCUUUCAGUGUCUGGACACCCCUUGUCCUGCCUCUUAUGUAAAGGGACCCAGCCCAGGGACCUGCUAUCGGCGAUGUCUAACAGACUGCAGCUCUGGAGGUCCAUACACCUUGCAGUACAAGCUCUUGACAUUGCCGUUUGGGAUACACCCCAAUCAUGAUGUCAUUCGCCUUAGCGCCUUCUCCGAAGGGGGACUUCUUCAAAACCGAACCAGCUUCACAGCCUUGGAGCAAGACUCGGGCAGCCCGUUUGCCAUCCGUGAUGAAGGGGGUCACGGCAUCAUCUAUACAUUGCGGUCACUGGACACCUCAGGAGUAUACAGGAUAAAAGUCCAGGCGGUGACUCAUACUGAACAGCAAGGGGUACGAUACCAGAGCGUCUUCAUUAUCUACAUCUCUGUGUCACCAUAUCCUUACUAAGACUGAAACCUCGG
Nanorana parkeri is the source of this 13607-nucleotide messenger RNA. It is a transcript of the gene HMCN2, whose product is annotated as hemicentin 2. Gene Ontology annotation, molecular function: calcium ion binding; cell-cell adhesion mediator activity. The record is from RefSeq and is a predicted model, not a curated record. NCBI's taxonomy places the organism in Eukaryota, Metazoa, Chordata, Amphibia, Anura, Dicroglossidae. The transcript is spliced from 88 exons. Gene Ontology annotation, cellular component: axon; plasma membrane. The coding region runs from base 1 to 13593 and encodes 4530 amino acids. Gene Ontology annotation, biological process: axon guidance; homophilic cell-cell adhesion; dendrite self-avoidance.